Messenger RNA from Spodoptera exigua (beet armyworm), 2570 nucleotides. The record is from the annotation of a GenBank genome assembly. NCBI's taxonomy places the organism in Eukaryota, Metazoa, Arthropoda, Insecta, Lepidoptera, Noctuidae.
UCCCAAUGUCGCAACCUGCCAGUAUCAAUACGAAUUUCGAACAUAUCGAUUGACAUGUUAUCGGUUGCCAUAGCAACCAGGGUAACAACAUUUCGCUGUCGACAGAAUUUAUUUUAACAAUAAAUAAUUUGCUCGUUUUUCGAGCGUUUGUUUUGUAAAAAAAUGGUGUUUUAUAUUUGAAAGCAAAGGAUGUCAGUGCUGAGUCUGAUCCCGGAAGAUAAACGUAAAGACCAAAGAAAAGAAUCCCUGGAGAGCGUAUACAGCAGCAACUCCCGUUUGAACCUGUUGAACAAGCGCAAACGUAUGAACCCUUUAACGAUGGACGCAUCCAAUACAUCGCUUGGCAAGUCGGGAGAUAGAUACGUGACACAGAGAGUGCUGUCUGCAAAAACACACAGGGUGAAGCAGCUGCAGAAUCAACUGUCUGAUGCGCAUUAUCACUUGCAGGAACUAAGCAACGAAAACAGAGUACUACGAGCUAUUCAGAAGAAACAAGAAAUCGCCUUGCAAAGAUACGAAAACUCGAAUGCGGAACUGCCGCAAGUCCUGAACUCUCACAACGAAGAGAUGAGGAUACAGCAGUCGAAGUACAAACAGCUGAAGCAGCAGUAUAAGGAAGCGACCAUGAAGUUGAAGGAGAGAGACAUGCAGUUACAACAACUGAGGGACGAGCACCAACACCUCCUGGAGCUUAGUAAAGACAGAAACCUCCUUGAACGUGAGAAACUCCAAGCUCAAGUUACCGAUCUGACUGCCAAAGUACAGCAACAGAAUGAGACGAUCACGAUGCUGCAGCGUCGCAUUGCUCUCGAAGCGAAGAACUUCAGGCAUCAACUGCAGAACGAGAUCAACAAGCACAAGGACACCAGACACGAUUUAGACCUCGCCAUCAAUAAUGCUGACAAACUUACUACUAUAAUUGAGAUGAAAGAGAAGAUGCUAAGUACAGCGGCGAGUAGAUCGGUCAAGUCUCCGGUGAAGACAGCGUCGGGGACCAGCUUAUCACUGUCGAAGCAGUCUGUGAAAACUAGGUCGGAGACAGACACGAGCGCUGCCAGGGGAAGAGACGAUAGAAGGGAAGACAGACAUAUUGUGGACCAAAAUAUAAUGGCUAAGUUGUGCGAGAACUCGCGCAGUAUCAGCAGUGCAUUAUCUCAUGAUGAAGACACGUCUUCUUCUACUGAACCUCGCUCUCGAUACGCAAGGAGUAGAACUAGCUCCACCCUUUCAAGAUCUACUCCUAACCCCGGAACUAGAAAAAACUCCAAAGGAUCUGAUGAUAUGAUGGAGUUAGCUAAAACCGUACAGGAUGGUAUGGCAGACCUCGCCAUAUUUGACGAAGAACUAGAUUUCAAAUCUUCUCCAGAUGAACUGCAGAUGAAAAUGGAAGCAAUGAAGACAGAACUUAUGAAAAAAAUAAAGAAUACCGACGAACCUUCGUCUAGGAAGACAAGUGCUUUGAGAAGGAAAUCGACAGAAGAAUCUAUAGACGAACAAGUGGAGUUAGAAGAAACGGAGCGACCCAAGUCGAGAGGCAGGAGGAACUCUAAUGUGUCUUUCUUUGAACAGGCGGCUAUUGAGGAUUCCAUCACAACUGUAGCCGUACAUCAUGAAGAAAUGGAAGUGAAAAUGAAACGUGAGGGUAGUUCAUUAGAACGAAAACUAUCCAGCAAACCUUUAGAAAAAUACUGCAAAGAUAUCAUUCAAGACAUAGAAAAGAGUAGCAAAGUCAUUGACAAACAUAUGAAAUGUUUUAAUCAAUCCAGAUUAGAGAGUGAUAAACUUGUACAACAACUAGAAGCUGUAGAUAAAAUCAAUGAAAUUGUCAACGCGAACGCAGAAAUUCCCGAUUCAGCAUUAAACGAAUUGAAUAACAACUUCAAAAUGUUGACGGAUCAGGUAUUUACUGAAGUUGUUCCCAUGGGACGGAAACGGUCGAUCUCUGGCAGACGAAACUCCAAGACGAAUCUACUUGGUGACGUCAAUAUGACCAAUCAAGAGAUGUUAGACGACCUAUUGGGGAAGAAAUGAUAUACGGCCUUAGAAACGAAACUAUUACAUUCCAACUGACGUUAGGUGCGGCAAAUCUCGCUCGUUUUUAAUUACAAGAAACGGCUUGACUUGCCGACAGAUUCGCUUCAAGCUAAUUGGGUAGUUCAGUCAACGCCCGGCGUUCAUUAGGCUAAACCAACAUUUUUCACUUAAUUAACUUGAGUUUAAUUUUUAUUCUGAACAGACGCGACGGUUUUCAUGGUAAAUUGGGGGUCUCUUGUGAUUGUAAUUAGAAAACAACUUUGUUCGGAGAUUAGACGACGGAUUUGUAGAAGUAAAUUUCGCAGAAGUUGUACUAACUAUAAGCCCAAUAAUGUUACAUAAACGUCUCUAAUUAAAUUAACUGGUCACAUAACAACUUUAACUACAAAUGAUUGAGUUAAUCGACCUGAGCAAACUUGAGCUACGCAUAAUUUCAAACCGACAUUUUUGACUGAUCGCUUUUGUUUUAGUACUUAUAAAAUUGCGUUGAUAAUUUUGGAAUUGCUCUUUUUGAAAAAUGUCUGUUGAGAUUGCAG